UUCUCUUGCCGGCUAAGAACAAAACUAAAUGAGUGACAUCCUCAAAUAUACCAAUCUUACCACUACUCUUAUCGUGCAAGCAACCAAAAAAAUAAUAAUCAAAGUUAGAAAUACAACUCACCCGGUAUUGUCAUAAUACUACCAAUAUGGAUCACGACCAUGCAAUCACCAUCGAGCUCGGGAAGCCAGAGGAGUACGACCAAUCUACCGAGGACAUCACGCCGAGCCCAACACCACGGCCGGCCUCUGAUCAAAGAAACCAGAGACCUCUGUACGCAGCUUCGACCAAGUCCUGCUUCUUCUGCCGCAACACGCUCCUGCUAAGCUACUUCAACUGCUGCGCCGUAUGUCUCGGCACCAUCGAGCGUAGCCAGAGCCGUAAUAAGACCAACGAUGACAACAAUAACAGCAACAACAACAGCAACGAAAGACUAACAUCAGACUCCCUACCCCUGCCUACUACGCAGCCGCGGGAACCUUCAGCAUCGCCAACAACAACACCACCCCCCUAUUCCUCCUCCUCCUCCUCCUCAUCCUCUUCCACUACCGAAAACAACUACAACUCCCCCCCCGCCAAACCCCCCCACUGCCCCAGCCCCUACUGCCGAUACACGCACGCCCGGCCGCUGAUGCUGCUCUUCGCGCUCGGCGAAGCGGUGCCGUCGCUCGGGGGGCUAGCGCUCCUCAACGCGGCGCUGUACCGGCACGACUGGGCGCAGUUCCGGUUCGCGGGCAUGCUGGCGCUGCAGUGGUGGCAGAUCUUCGUGCUGCCGCGGCAGUGGGCGCGCGGGCGCUCCGUCGUCGCCGGGCAGCUCGUCGCGUGCCUGUUCAUGGUGUGGUUUUACGUCGACGGCAGCCGGAGCUGGAGGUGGUGGGAGCCGCUUGCUGUUAGCACUGUGCUGUUGAAGAUUGUGUUUCCUUGGUAG
Messenger RNA from Daldinia decipiens, 926 nucleotides. RefSeq lists its product as uncharacterized. Lineage: Eukaryota; Fungi; Ascomycota; Sordariomycetes; Xylariales; Hypoxylaceae. The record is from RefSeq and is a predicted model, not a curated record. The transcript has a single exon. Bases 147 to 926 code for a protein of 259 amino acids.